Messenger RNA from Dendrobium catenatum, 361 nucleotides. RefSeq names its product epoxide hydrolase A-like. The transcript has a single exon. The record is from RefSeq and is a predicted model, not a curated record. Bases 68 to 361 code for a protein of 97 amino acids. Gene Ontology annotation, molecular function: hydrolase activity. Lineage: Eukaryota; Viridiplantae; Streptophyta; Magnoliopsida; Asparagales; Orchidaceae.
GAAAGCUCCUCUGGUAAUUGUAUAAAGGCACCCAAAAACACCCCAAGCGAUCGAUAGAGAGAGAGAGAUGGAGGGAGAAGGAAUAGAACACAGGAUGGUGGAGGUGAACGGAAUAAAGAUGCACGUGGCGGAGAAGGGAGAAGGGCCGGUGGUGCUCUUCCUCCACGGAUUCCCAGAGCUUUGGUAUUCAUGGCGCCACCAGAUACUCUCCCUCGCCGCCCGCGGUUACCGCGCCGUCGCCCCCGACCUCCGCGGCUACGGCGACACCGAAGCGCCGGCCGACGUUUCCGCCUACUCAAUCUUCCACCUCGUCGGCGACCUCGUCGCCCUCAUCGACUCUCUCGGCCAAGAGCAGGUAUGA